Morus notabilis is the source of this 483-nucleotide messenger RNA. Its product is annotated as toll/interleukin-1 receptor-like protein. NCBI's taxonomy places the organism in Eukaryota, Viridiplantae, Streptophyta, Magnoliopsida, Rosales, Moraceae. The record is from RefSeq and is a predicted model, not a curated record. The transcript has a single exon. Gene Ontology annotation, biological process: signal transduction. The coding region runs from base 1 to 483 and encodes 160 amino acids.
AUGGCGGAAGACGACGUCGUUUCGUCGCCGCCGGCUCCGGCGGUGGCGUUCAGGCAGCGGUGGGACGUGUUCCUGAGCUUCAGAGGCGAAGACACACGCGAGAGCUUCACCAUGAGUCUCUACAAGUCGCUCGAUAGAGAAGGCGUCCGAGCUUUCUUAGACGACGACGGCCUCAAUCGCGGCGACGAGAUUGCGCCGUCUCUGCUGGCGGACUCCGCCGCCGCCGUGGUCGUGCUCUCGCCGAGGUACGGCGACUCGCGGUGGUGCCUGGAGGAGCUGGCCAAGAUCUGCGAGUGCCGCGGGAAGCUGAUCCUGCCGGUUUUCUACCAGGUCGAUCCGUCCCAUGUCCGGCGACAGACCGGGCCGUUCGAAGAGGAUUUCAGAAUUCAUGAGAGAAGGUUUGGAGUUGAUAAGGUGUUAAGGUGGAGGAGAGCCAUGGAAAAAGUCGGUGGAAUUGCUGGUUGGGUUUUCAAGAACGGGUAA